AUGGGAUCUGCUACUGGGGAUCAUGUUGCAAGCGCAGCGGCGGCGUAUCACCCCCAUCCAGACGUCGACGCUCGACGGCAACAGAGCGAGCAGAAGCCCUUUCACAAGUAUGAAGGGCCUGCUGCUGCUGGAAAGGAGAAGAAGAAUCCGUUGACGGCGGAGUUUGGGGAAUUCGUGAGGGAGCAGCUGGACAAGUGGAAGGUUCCUGGUGUUGCGGUGGCGGUUGUUGAUGGGGAUGAAGUGUAUGCCGAGGGCUAUGGAUAUGCGACGCUGCCGGAUGUCCCAGCCACCGCCGAGACGCUCUGGUACGGCGCCUCGACGACGAAGGCGCACGUAGCAGCCGCCCUGUCCGCGCUCAUCCACUCGGGCAACCACUCGACGGCCCUGUCUCGGGGCUGGUCGACGCCCAUCGCGUCCAUCAUCCGCGACGACUUCGUGCUGCAGGACGAGUGGGCGACGAACCACGUCACGCUGGACGACGCCGUGAGCCACCGGACGGGCAUGCCGCGGCACGACAUGUCGCUCCUCAGCGUCGCCGACGGCGGCAGCAGGCCGGCGACGCCGAGGGACGUCGUGCGCAACCUGAGGAACCUGCCGCUGGCGGCGGAGCCGAGGCAGGCGAGCUACUACUGCAACUUGAUGUAUGCGACGCUGUCGCACGUCGUGGAGACGGUUACGGGGAGGUGGCUGGGACAGGUGCUGAGGGAGGUGAUUUGGGCGCCGCUGGGGAUGGACUCGACGUUUUUCGAUUUGAAGAGUGCUUUGGAUGCGCCGGAGCAUAUGGCUUCUGGGUAUGCUUGGGAUUAUGAAAGGGGGGAGUUUGUGGAGAUUCCCUAUAUGAACCUGACGGAAGUCAGCGGCGCGGGAUCCGUGAUAUCAAACGCGCUGGACUACGCCAAAUGGAUCAAGAGCUUGAUCCAGCAGUCCGGGCCUCUGUCUGAAGAGGUUCACAGGGAUAUCCGGACGCCGAGAGCGUACUGGGGUGGUUCUCCCGACAAGGGCUACGAUCUUCAGCUGUAUGGGCUUGGCUGGAUCAGGACUCUACACGAGGGCCAUGUGGUGUACACUCAUUCCGGGGGAAUGCACGCGUACGGAACCGAGGUGUACUGGUUCCCGGAGGCCGAGUAUGGGGUGGUGGUGUUUGGAAACACCGCGACGUGCCAUGUCGUGGAGGAGGUUGUUGGGUGGAAGCUCAUCGACGACAGGCUGGGUAUUCCUGAGCGGGAUCGUUUUGAUUACGCCAAGAAGUGGAAAGAAAGCCAGGACAAGCUGACUUGGCUGUACGAGAAUGCCGUGGACGUGCUCUACCCCGAGAGACCGGAUCCCGUUCUGCCCUCUACGCUGAACACGAGCGAACUGGUGGGCACAUACUACGACCCGGGCUACGGCAACAUUACGCUUCGCGAAGAGCCUCACCCAGAUAAGCCGGGCGAGAAGAUUCUCGUCGCCGACCGCCCGGAGACGACGUGGAAAUACUCAAUGCACUUUUACCAUGUCAGCGGCGACCAUUGGAUCGUGUACCUGCCGGCGCCGAUAUACAGCGGCAGCAGGUUCAAGGACUUUCAGGCCGCGGAGUUCAAGGUGGGCGCGGACGGGAAGGCUUGGGGCGUCGAGGUUCUCAUGGAGAGUCGGACGGAUCCCAUGCCUGAGGGUAAGGUGCUUUAUAAACGAGUCGUGUGA
Molecule: messenger RNA, 1680 nt
Organism: Trichoderma citrinoviride
Lineage: Eukaryota; Fungi; Ascomycota; Sordariomycetes; Hypocreales; Hypocreaceae
Product: beta-lactamase/transpeptidase-like protein
Exons: 3
Coding region: 1-1680 (559 amino acids)
Source: RefSeq, a predicted model, not a curated record